Sander lucioperca (pikeperch) is the source of this 2392-nucleotide messenger RNA. RefSeq names its product ring finger protein 41, like (gene rnf41l). Gene Ontology annotation, biological process: tumor necrosis factor-mediated signaling pathway; regulation of canonical NF-kappaB signal transduction; positive regulation of JNK cascade. The coding region runs from base 488 to 1510 and encodes 340 amino acids. The transcript has 7 exons. Gene Ontology annotation, cellular component: plasma membrane signaling receptor complex. NCBI's taxonomy places the organism in Eukaryota, Metazoa, Chordata, Actinopteri, Perciformes, Percidae. Gene Ontology annotation, molecular function: zinc ion binding. The record is from RefSeq and is a predicted model, not a curated record.
GUUGCACUUUGAUUUUUGUGGUCUGACAGUAUGUGUCAUCUGACGUUGUGUAGUCUGUAAUCCAAUCAGGGAGAGAGAGAGAGAGUGUAAUCCAUGUUAAUCCCACAUCCAGAGAGCGAGAGAGUAACCUAGGAUAGGGUGGGUCAUUAAGAGAGACAGAAACAGUUGAAAGACGGCUGUAAUCUCUGAAGGCACCACAACCUUUAGCUUUAUUGCUGCCUGCCUGUGUCCUGAACCCUGGUUGUCAGGGAUACCUCUCCAUGGAGACACACUCCCAAAGGUAGGGGAGGGCUUUAAGGGAAAGGAGACCCUCACCUUAAUGGAGCAACAAGUCAAGAGAAAGACUGAAGAAGGAAAGACUGAAGUAGUACUAGUAGUAGUGCAGAGAUAAGAGGGAAGGUCACCUGUGUGGGACCAAGAGGAGUGGUAAUCAACAGAAGGAAAGAAGAAGAAAGAGUUGGAUGAAGUGAGAUCUGUUUUUGUCAGGAUGGGCUAUGAUCUGGAGAGGUUUGUGGGCUAUGUGAAUGAGGGUCUUCUGUGCUGUGUGUGUCGAGACGUGUUGGAGCGCCCCCUCCAGGCGCCCUGCGAACAUGCCUACUGCAGCGCCUGCAUCAGCAGCUGGCUGGUCCAUCAUCACUCCUGUCCCGAGGACAGACUCCCACUGGAUUUGGGCAGUCUCAAACCACUGUACAGGUAUAUGCGUAAUGACCUGAACCGCCUGCAGAUACGUUGUGUGAAUGCAGGGCAGGGUUGUGAGGUGGUCUGCUCCCUGGAGAGCCUGCACACACAUGAGGAUGAGUGCGAGUUUGCCUUCAUUUCCUGCUCUAACACAGGUUGUCCUGUGCAGGUAGAGAGGCGGGGUUUGGAGGCUCAUCUGUCAGAAUGUAACUUCCGCAGCAGGGAGUGUCCCAACGGCUGUGGCCACACCCUGCUCUCCAUCGACCAAUCACAGCAUAACUGUGUAGCAGAGCUGCGCACAGAAGUGGAGAUGCUCAGGGCAGAGAUGCUGUGUAAGGUGGAGGAGGUGAAACGAGAGAUGGAGUCUCGGUUGGAUUCGCAGAGGCGACACAUGGUGCAGAAAGAGUCGCAGCUGAAGAACGACGUGGAGGAGCUCAAGGAUCAGUUGUCCCGUGUGGUGUGUGACAUGCGAGCCCUGUUAGGAGCAGAGCGUCUGAGAAGACAGGAGCUGGCAGAAGCAGAGCUGGAGAAGAGGGAACUGUUGGAGCUCCUCAGAGAUCUGCAGUCAACCAGGAGUCAGCAUCCUGUCAAACAGGCAUCCAGUGACCAGCAUCAGGGAGCCCAGCAGCAGACAUCUGGAUGGGAGACAAGACACCAGCAGAGGGAGGCACCUUUACAUGCCUCCAGACUGUCACUACAUUCAGCUCAGUCCAUAAAUAUAUCAGGACCACCUCUAUCACCUCAGCUGGGAGAGGGGACGCGCAAGGGUGGUACCAGGAGCCUGACUCUAGACUGCAUCAAGAGGAAGAGCCGGGAGGUGACUGUCAUCUGAGUAGACUGGACUGGUGGCAGAUUAGCCAAACCAUAAAUGAUAAAAUCUUUAUUUUUGUAAUAUUUGGCUAACAGUUUAGUAAUGACAACAUAGUGUGUGUACAGUACGCUAUGGAAUGAUGCGUUGUUAUAGUCUGCUGUGGAAUGAACCAUAUGUUGUGUUUGAAAGGUGUUUUUGUGUAAUUCUACAAACAAAGUUGAUCUUUUGACAGUAGGUGAGAAAGUGAAUAGACAUCAAUUUAUUUUGUGGACUCACCAGUGAUCAUUUCUGCAAACGGAUCAUUGUAUAAUGUCGGUUAUUUUUUAUCACAGGUUUUAAUUAUACACAGUUACUUCAAGUAAUUUUCUUGAUCUCAGGAUCAAAUUAGUUUCCUCAGUAGUGAUCCAUCUGAUGCAGUAUUUUAUGCUUUGAAAAUGUUUGUUAAAUGGUUCUCAAGUGUCCUGCAAGAACUUGGUUACACGAGAACUUCUAAAAUUAUUUUAAGUCUAAGCCAACCUAACAUGUUGAGAAUUGUUUCUUGACUCACAAUGUGUAAUAUUUCACAGGUUUGUUGAUCUAAGGUAUGAAAAACAAAGGCAUACCAAGCAAAUCUUGGGAGGACAGCUGGCAUAGGGUUCAUGUUAACAGUUUGUGUUUUGGCUGUUACAGUCUCCAUCAAGACUAAAGGACUGCAUGUAACACUACCAAUUUGAUCUCUGACAUAACUAACUUGUAACGUAACUUGGUGUCGCAGUUGGCAAAGGCAUGUAUUGUGGGUUUAACUUGUGUUGUACAUUCUGCACCUUUCUGUCUUACAAAUACUUAAUUUUUAACCACUUUCACUCAUUAAAUUCAAUGAACUAUUCCUAAAUGGUCUUUUUAAAAUGGCCACCUUGGACUUUA